AUGAGCAUAGCUGCAGGUCUGAUACCAGUGACGCAAAAAGCGUCUAAUGUAUGCGCAUACUGCCGAGUCAGGAAACAGAGGUGUGACCGCACCCUGCCACGUUGCCAAAGAUGUUCUGUAAAAGAAAGGCACUGCGACUACACGCCAUUCAAGGAGCCUAUUCGCCAGCAAGACGACCAUGUCACGCCAUUGGUCCAGCACUUUGAUACCUGUCUCCAUGCAGAUCUGACACUCCGCGGCGCCGAUGAGCUGCUCCAUGCAGCUACGACAUGGAUCACAUCUGGCGGUACACCCGGUGCGGCAGCCAAGCUCUCCGAAGUCGUAUACGAAAUGCUCGACCUAGCCGACGUAGACCUGGCACUAGCACUAGACGAGUUCGGUACCUGCAUACAGCAGUGGUGUCCCGUUUUUCCCACGUCCUAUCUCUACGGGGAGACGGAAGAUCUGUCGCAACAAUCGCAGCACAAAGACAGACUACGCCAUCCCUUACUCUUACUAUGUCUCUGGCUCGUCACCCGCCGGACCUGCAUACAACAGGCUCACACCACUCAACCCCAGCUCUACCUAGCCCUCAAGCAAGUCCUCGCCCUCCUUCACUCAAGCGACCAAAUUAGCCUCCAAAUCCUACAAAUAUCCCUCCUACUAGCAAUCUACGAAACAGGCCAUGGCCAAUCCCACGCCGCAUAUCUCACCCUCUCAACCGGCAUCUCCCUCUUCAACCUCCUCUCCCCCACCCCAAUCCCAGACUGGCUCACCUCCAGCAUCCUCUUCCUCUCCGCAACCCUCUCCACAACCCACCUUACCCCCGGUUUUCCUCUUGGCCUCUCUCCCUUGGACCCCCUAGUCAUCUCCCUCGCUUCCUCCCUCCCAGCCACCAUCCCCGCACCCCCACCCACCCCGGACGCCACCAGCCCACGCAAAACGCACAUCCGCAGCGCCACAGCCGUAGCAGCGAGUCAUAUCCUGUCCUACACCCACGCGCUGACGCAUCAUCUACCACUACCAUCCAACUACGCAUCCGCCGAUGAGAAAAUAAACACCCUCAUCACCCUCCUAAUUGAUAAACCUCAACCGCACACCUGGCUCCACUGCGACGCUAUCGCGCUGGCAUUCUGCUCGCAUCUCAUCUUGCAGCUCACGCAAAUACAGUACUCGAGGCUCCAGGGAGAAGAGGGUGAGAAGAUUAAAGUUGCGCUGAGGGUCUCGAGGCGUAUGGCGUGGGACAUGGUGCAGGUCGGCAUACGCGUUAUCGCGUGUGAAGAGGAGAUUGCGAGAUUACCUUUUGCGGGGCUGGGGUGUGUGAUUAGGGCUGGGGUUGCGGUGCUGGAGACAUGGGGGUGGGUGGAUGAUGAGGAUGGGGUGGUUGGACAGGAGGAAGCGAUGGCGUUUCGGAGGUUGGUGGAGUGGGUUGCAGGACGGUGGGGGGUUGCAAGGGGGUAUUUGGGGAGGGUGGAUGAGGUUCUGGGGAGGAGGGGAAUGUAG
This is a messenger RNA of Bipolaris maydis ATCC 48331, 1482 nucleotides long. Lineage: Eukaryota; Fungi; Ascomycota; Dothideomycetes; Pleosporales; Pleosporaceae. The record is from RefSeq and is a predicted model, not a curated record.